CCCCGCCCAUGAUGAGGGAGUGAACGCUGUCACACGAACUCUGUCUCACCGCUGCAACACGUGGAAAGUAGAUAUCCUCACCAUGGGAAAACUCCUGGAAUCUGCUGCUGCAGCUUUCUCUUUACCUCACUCAGCCACACAUAUCCAUUCAAAGACCCUCAACUUCACCCCCCAAAAAAUCCAAAAUUUGUCAUGAAACACUUGAACUGCUUAGCAAUCUUUGUCUUCUUUUGGGUUCGCUAGUAUAGUUUGUGACAUUUUUUCUAAGGAAAGCUGGUGGAUAAACCAUACAUAAACUUAAAUUUCAGUACAGAUUAUUUGUCAAACAUUAGAAGCUCGCCGUCUUUUAUUCAGGGGAAAGAUUACAUCUUCGCAAUGGAUGAACGUUAAACAACCUCAGUCAACUUACAAGUCAUUGUUGAACUGAUUAGUGAUUGAGAUUGCUGGAGAAGUUCCUCGAUAUUUACAGAAGGCGUUUUAGGAAAAUGAUAGAAAUCAUUUCUCAUCUUUCUAAGGGCUGCUUUUCUGACUUCCUGCAACACCUACCUGCGCCAACUUCCAGCAAAAGUUAGCGUUUCAGCUGGCUACGCUUAACAAUCCUUUAUGCACUCCUGCUGACUGAUAUCAAUGAGCAUAAUCCAUGACUGAAUCCAUUAGCAGAGACACUGCCAGUCUACCGCUGAGAUGAAUGAAUAAUUCACCUGGCAUUAGAGCCUUUGGAGUGUAGAGGAAACUACUGCCCUCCUGAGAAAGCCUCGACUAGAGGACAAGCAAAUUGUGCCGUCCUCAGGAAAUGAAGAGUUUGGUUUUCUAAAUCGUUUGCUUUUCCUCAUUUCCUGAAUCUCUCCCUUGUGACAGCUAUUGAUUUGGUAAUGGAAAUCAAUUACGGAUAAUGGCUUUUACAUGGGUCCACUUAUCAGGAGAAACCAUGAGCUGGGGUUUGCGUUGCAAAACGUUGGCACGUGCACGCCCGAGACGCAGGAGCCCAGAAAUCCAAUAAACAAACAAAAACAUAAUAAGUCUACGCGAUUAAAUAAAGCAAGAAAUAACAUCUUAAUUACUCCCCGUCGUCCUGUUCUCACUUCUUUUUUUUUUUUUUUUUUUUUUUACAAACAACAGCUUGGGGAAUAACCCUGACAUAUUCCAAGUGAAAUAUUCUCGCAAGGAGAACAAGCACCCACUUCUCCCGAUGACCAAAUUGAUACGUGGGAGUUUAUGGAAAAGUCUCAGACGGCGUCAGAGCGUGACAUAAUGACUCAGCUUGUAGGCGGCCUCUCCGCCACGUCAAAAAAAAAAGAAAAAAAAAAGACCCCACCAGUUUGUCUGAUGCGAGAGCAGACUGCUGGCCCAUCCUCGGGUUUCACUACACAUUUGGACAUCAUCGACACGCAUGCAAACAUGCACAGAGCUCUGAGUUCUUUCUGCAGACGCAAGAGACUGAAUUUUAUGAGGCGGAUCUGAGAAACCUUGGACCCUUGCUCCAUAUGAGGAAGAAAAUCAUCAGCACAACUUGUGUCCUCUUGGGUCUGUUUUCAAGUUUGCAUCUCUGCUCUGGGAAAUUUGGGACGCCAAUAACUGAUGAUGUGAGCAAGCUGUCUGAAUUGAAGCAGAAUAUCCCCUCCGAUUAUGAGAUUCCUGUCAGUUACGUUCCCAAAGAGGUGGCCGGCACGUGCUGGGUGGUUUUAAAUAUCUAUCCUUUGGAGCGAAGUCUUGAAAAGCUGGCCGGCAUGUUUGGUGCCAUGUCGUCAAACAGAGACGACAUCAACGUCUUCAUCACGAUGCUUAAGAGUUUACGCCUCACCUUUGACCACGAAGAGCUGGAAACAGCGAUGCAGGUCUUCCAGUGUCACUAUCGAGAAAGGAGCUUGCUCUCCGGACUUUACUUUGACUACAUCCAAGACCUCUUGCGUGCAGCCACUCAAGGAACAUCGAGUUUCUCUUGCAAGCCACAGCCAUGCCUUAAUCAUCAGCAAACAGCAGAAGGUCAGGAGGAGAGUCGUAAAUACAGAUGGUUAAAGAGCAGCUCUCUGCUUUUGGUGCUAAUCCCCUUCACAGCCUGUAUUGUGCUGAUAGUCUGGCAGGUUAAGUCUGGGAGAAACUUAAUAGCGUGCAACACUUCAAACGGCCAAACCGCAUCUCCUGACAUGAUCCCAACUGUGUCCGUCUCCAUCCCACUUCAAACGCUCACCCACGCCGAUGACAGCCAGCCAACGGGGGAGGCAAUCUCUGAACAUGAGAGUGGAUGAAGCGUGAUAAAGCAUAGAAAAAUUAGUGUGGUCUGUCACUUUUCCUGCUUGAGCGCCAGAGGAACUGGAGGAGAGGGAGCUGAGCUGGUGUAAAGGGAAAGAUGUGCUGGCAAAGUUCCCCCAGCUCUUGAGUCCGACACACGAGUUAUCCUCUCCGAAACUGGCUGCCAAAGUAAAAACAUGAUCUUGUUUUGGCUGGUGAAUCACAGCUCUAUAGCUGUUCAGUUCUGUGAAGUUAAAAGCCACUUUAAAGCCAUUCAAGGUGGCGCUGAGUCACAUUUGGGAACUUAUCACAUCAGUACAAUUCUCCACAGUUCAGAGAACCUUGUUGUUUUGAAUUGGAGCAACACUCAUGAAGCGAGUUGUCGAAGUGAUUGUCCUUUCAUUUCUAUACAAUCAAACAUGAACUCCAAACUGCUCUUGUACUGACGUCUUUUGAAGUCUUUUAAGGAGUUUAUGAAAAAACAAGUCCAUUCCUAAAA
Molecule: messenger RNA, 2728 nt
Organism: Poecilia latipinna (sailfin molly)
Lineage: Eukaryota; Metazoa; Chordata; Actinopteri; Cyprinodontiformes; Poeciliidae
Exons: 8
Coding region: 1485-2246 (253 amino acids)
Biological process (GO): positive regulation of cell population proliferation; cell adhesion
Cellular component (GO): plasma membrane
Molecular function (GO): stem cell factor receptor binding; cytokine activity
Source: RefSeq, a predicted model, not a curated record